Messenger RNA from Rhopilema esculentum, 6533 nucleotides. RefSeq lists its product as uncharacterized. Gene Ontology annotation, cellular component: plasma membrane; endoplasmic reticulum-plasma membrane contact site; endoplasmic reticulum membrane. Gene Ontology annotation, molecular function: sterol transfer activity; sterol binding. Gene Ontology annotation, biological process: intracellular sterol transport. NCBI's taxonomy places the organism in Eukaryota, Metazoa, Cnidaria, Scyphozoa, Rhizostomeae, Rhizostomatidae. The record is from RefSeq and is a predicted model, not a curated record.
GCAAGCAACCUCAAAUUGUUCCGCAUUCUGAUCCACCUCCCCUUUUGUUUAUUUGUUCCGCAUUCUAAUCCACCUUGCCAAAGUUAGAUAAAGCAAAGAAAAUAGACGUUUUUAGGCUUAUAAUGAAUCCCAGAAAGCAUGUUUAUUGGUGAGUUGCCUUCAUGCUUGAUGUCAAUGCAAUGUCAAGAAAUUUUGAGAGUUUUUCACAAAAUUUUUAAGAGUUUUCACUGAGGCAGCCGGGCCCUUGGGGAAUAUUCCAUGAGUUAUCGUUCAGGCUUAGGGGCCUGUUAUACAACUUGUUUUGUCUGUCGUUCAUCGUGUUUGUGGUUCGUUAUCGUUAACGAGGAUGUCUUUCGAUGUUUGCGUCAGUCCAUUUUGUUUGUCAUCGUGCCAUCGUUAUUUUGUAAUUGUAGGUUGCUGCUAAUUAUACGAUCGCUAUUGAAGAAUCUUGGUUUUUUAAAAACGUUAUUGCGAACUGGAGUCUGAUUUAUCAGCUUUACCUGUCCUGUAAAAUACGUUAUUUUACAGGCCCUGUACUCAAUUACACUCUUUUUUUAUAAGAACCAGUAAAUUUAAGUUCAGGCUGACUGUUCAUAAUUUUUUCGAAAAUCUGAGGCUACAUUGUUCUUAAUUUGUUCUUAAAUUAAGAGAGUGUAAGCAGUGUUAUUGCUAGCUUUUUCGCUCUAAGGAGGUGUUCAGGCCUCAUUUGCCAAAAUAAGUAAGUGAGACAGCCUUAAUUUGCUGACAAAUUUUAAUAUUCACCGAAAAAGCACCCACAUAUCGCUAAAAAUGCUCGAUUUUGAGAAAAAACGUUGUUCAAAACUGCAUUUUGCAGAAGCUCAGCGUCAGCUUGUUCUUAAUUUGUUCUUAACUUUUGACCAGUUUUGAGACUCGUGUUCUUAUAAAAUUGUUCUUACAAAAAAAAGAGUGUGUCACAUAAAAAACCAACAUUAAAGAAAUAUGCUGAAGCCCCUAAAGAUGCGGGGCCUUUUCUUUGAACACUAAAGGUAGCUUUGAUCCGUUACGCCACUGGUUUUCAUAAACCACAAGUAUUCGACAGUUAAACAUCAAAAUGACAUCCCUUAAUUGUCUCAAAGUAUAUCUUUAGAAACAGGGAUUUUUAUCAUUUCUCAGAAACAAUCCCGCCAAAUUCCGCUUCACUCAGCAUCGAAGCUUCUCAUGACUGAAGUUUCUCAAUCAUUAGACUUGUUAUAGAAACGAAAACUUCUUUCUUUGAGAAAAGCGUAAAAGAAUUAUGAGAAAACCAAAGCAAAAGAAAAGGUCAAAAAUUAUGAUGAACUAUUUGUCUUUUUCAAGGGUUGCCUCCUAGGGAAGAGUGGUCCUGUCCUCGUGGGCGAUGUGUAUGCUCUUUUCUCGCUGUCUCAAACGCUUGCUUUCAAAAUGUUUUCAUUUUUUUUAAAACCUUUUUAUCAAUGGCAUAUUUUCCACUUUGAAAAAAUUCUAAGGAAUAAUAACCAAAAAUUCUAUAAAAGGAAACUCUGUAUGCUAAUAAUUACAGCAUAUAAUUUCAACUUAUUGGUUGUGAGUUUACGCUUACAGAACAAAUAUUCGACGACAGUAAAUCAUUUGAAAAUUCUGAAAAAUUUAAUAUUCAAAAAUGUUUGUUGACCGAUUAGGUAAAAUCGGAAAAUCUAUACUUCAUACUCAAGGAUCAGGGGCGAACACAAGUCCAAUAUCAUAUUUCCAGAGUAGAAGUGAAGUGAAAUUAUGAGAGAGAAGGCACACUUUCCUUUAUACAAGAAUGGAAAUUCAAGAAUUAAUUUUAACAGUAAUUACAAGGCUCAAAUUUUGUCGACAAUUUGACGCUAUUUGAAUGUUUUGAGCAAACUAGAGUGCCGUGACUUCCAGGUAAAAGCUUUGAGCAACACACAUGUUGUAUUGUGUUAAGACGUUUCUUUUUUUAAAUGUUUUCAAGACGACAGUAGCAAAGAUUUGAACUUUCCUUCACAACUUUCAAGUUUACAUAUUGUGUCGUUCGAGAAAGAAUCAUAACUUUUUAAGAUAUUGAGGCUCAGCGAAACUCAGGUGUACUUAUAAAAAGACGUGUAAAUUGCAUCUUUCAGCGAGUCUUAAACACACGUUGUCAGCGAAAAAACGACCUAGCAGGCCUGAUAAAAGAGGAAGUAUUCUGUGGUCUCAUCAGCCCACUUGAAGCCUCUAUAGUGCUUCUAAGAAUGCGGAGUUUGAGUGACAGCGGUUGACAAAUAACAAUGUAGGUUGACAAGCUAUUGAUGCAUGACAACGACAACGAUUUAAAUACAGCUCACAUCCGCUCAGCGAGGUUAUAUUACAAACGCUAUCUGCAACCAAAGUGGUUAGGAAUUAGAGAAAUUAGAGAAAAGAGCACAACCAAUUUUGUAGAGUCACUGUAUCAAACAUCCAUACACUAGACGACGAAACUGUUUGUGAUUUACGCAGGACAAGCAUUCAAAAGACAAAAUUUUCAGCCGCGGGCGAAAGGCAUAAAGGACUCAGCCUCCCAGUAAGCCUAUAGAAGUCGAGUUAUUAGCCUACCCUUCGAUCGACAGACGUCAUAUGGGAAGAUUUCGUCUUCCCAAACUCGGAUUUAUUGCGAAGAAGAGGAAGUCGCGCUCCGUAGACCUGCCUGCCGAUGAUUCCAGCCUUGAAUUCGAGCGAAUAAGAGAGCGGGCGAUACGACGAUGGCAGACGUAUACCCCAGGCUGCACGACUGUGCUGGUGUCCGGUCGCAGCCCAAUAGAAGAGUUCCAUCGACUAUUUCCUUCCCUUCCCUCAGAAGAAUUCCCUCUUAAUGUUUACACAUGCGCACUAAGCAAGGAUAUCUUGCUCCAAGGAAAGAUGUUUGUGUCACAAAAUUGGAUUUGUUUCUAUUCAAACAUCUUUGGUUAUGAGACGAAGGUGAAGAUAGAGAUGGACAGAGUUGUUGCCAUCAAAAGAGAAAAAACAGCGUUUGUUGUUCCGAAUGCAAUUUCAGUGCAAACACCAAACAAAAGAUUUUUCUUCUGCUCAUUCUUGUCCCGUGAGACUGUCUUCAGACUGCUGUCUAGAACCUGGAGAGCAUCUUCAACAAAUGAGCUGACCGAUGGUAGGCCCAAUAGCACAACAGGUGAAAUUCUUGAUAUCCAAGCAAGAGAUUGCAACCAAAACGACUCAACAAUCUCCAUGUUUGAUUCGAGCAUGGAUGAGCCGCGAGCCGUUUGCAGUGAUAUCGAUGACAUCAAACUGAAAUCAAGGACGGAACCCGAUGGUAUUCUGUUCCCACAAACCGUUCACGUUCACAAUUUACACCGCCUGAACGGCUACCACAGGGUCAGCAUAUCACUAAAGCCUGAAACGAGGAUAUCGCGCUGGAACACGGUAUCGGAUCUAAGAGAGGCUAAGGCCAUGAAGCGAAAGAAGGGACGGUCAUAUUCGUCUAAUGAGCGGAUUGCACCACUAAAAAAGGAAAGCCUGAGCGAAGACUCCCGACCUCGGCUCACCUCGUCAGUGGUUCGAUGGACACAAACGAUUUGGGAUAGUUGUAGUAACAAAAUUAAUUCUGUUUUCAGUAGACCAAGAAAUCUCUCUGUACUCUUUCAUCUAAUUUGCAUUGCAAUUAUCAUUCUUGGCGUUAUGUCCAUUUUCUUAAUUUACAAGAUAAACAGACUUAGCCAAGUAUUUGUCGAGAGGGAUCACGGCCUUCCUCAUUGUUCUUUGAUGGGGGACAAAGAUUCACCGAGCUUCCGAGAUUUCAUAGCUACCGAUAAACUUCGAAGAGUGAAUACAGUUCUGGCAAGUAAUUUACAUGCUGUGCAUGAGGUAAGAAAGUUACGUCAUCAAGACAAUGUUUGCUUUCUGAGGAGGCUCAAGACGCUUUACGGAAACUCAAAGAAGACUUAAAGUGACGACUAUUAUGAAUAAUUUUAACAAAGUUCCCUGGUAAGGAUGUGAAUAUGAAAACUUAGCUCGCUGAAUUCAAACUAUCAAAGAUAUCAUUUCUGUAGUUGCUGUUGGGUUUUUAAAAAUUUGUACAGAUUUUUCGGCUGAAUUAGCGUGUAUCAAAUGUAGUGUGCUGUGUUAAAUUGUCAAUUUUGAAGAUUCUAUAAGAUAGAAUGAAGCACAGAAUUUUAUUCUAUUUAGUCUGUUGUUUAAGUGCAUGCACAGAGUAGCCAGUUGUUUAGGUAUCGGAGCUUUGUCUUCAUUUAAGGUGCAUGUUUUUAUAAAUAGGCCUUUAUUUAAGAAAGUGCUAGUGUGUUUUAGCAAAUGGUUUUACCCCUGUACAUUUCGAUACUUUGUACGGAAUUUUUAUUAGACAUUUGUGUAGACAGAAAAAUCGCGAUCUGUUGAUCGCUUUACGAACAAUUUGGAGAUACAGCUUAAAAUGUUUGUGCCAGUCGGAUGCAAUAAAGGUUUAUCAAACGCAAAAUUCUAGCGUAGAUGAGGCAGCUUAAUACCUGAUUCAAGGUAUAGCCCCCGAACCCCUAGCACCCUGUCCAAGGGUUUUGUGGCAUACGUUCCGUAGGGGGAUUACCAUUCUGACAAGGGGGUGUGCCCAAUUUUUAGAAAAUACAAUGUUAAUCUAAGUUAAUCCAAAUAAAGUUUGUUUAUUUAACAAAUCUUAUGAUGCAAAAUAAAGAAAUAUUCUAUGAGAGCACAGACGUGAUUUUGAUGAGAGCGCUAUGCUUUACCCCUUUUUUACAACACCCUGGUCUGCAUUUACAACACCCUUUCAUUUCUAAACAGACACAAAUAUUAAAGGCAACCUACAGAUAUUGAAGGGGCUUAAGCCAUCUUUCAAUAAGAAAUGGGCCAAUCAGUUAGUGUGAUACCACUCACACCCUCGCUGAUUGGCUCAUAUUGAUUGACUGAUGGCUUAGGUCACUUUUAGGUCACGAUUGCCUUUAAAUUACAAAUGAAAGCUUUUUUAAUGAUAGCAGCCGCUGGCGGCUGUUCAGUGUAGAUCCCCUUUUUAUGUCAGAAAACGUUGCCUCUCAUCUCCCUUUCAUUACAACCCUACCUGUGAUCCAUUCCAUAUUGCCUCUAAUAAACGCCUUGUCUCAAAUAAUCGUCCCUCCUUUCCGCACAGAAAAUUAAUAAACGCCCAGGCGAAAUACACCCACACAACUCAUUCAACCUUAUUCUUGAGGUUGAAAUCACUCUUAUUAGCAUGCCCUCUUAUUGAUAAUAUAAUUUGAGUCGAUAACACGAAACACGUUUUUAAAUGAAUUAAUUUUGGCUCGAUAAUACUUAAUAUGCAGCUUACGUUAGGAUUUUUUACGCAAUCGUAUUUUAAAGCAUUAUUUUAGCACAAGCAAACAGCAUUUUUAAUCAAAUCCCUCCAUCGUUAGAAAACAGAUGUUCACAUCUUGAUCUACGUUGCGUAAUACAUGAUAACACCAAAACUUGUUAGGCAUAACCGAUAGCAUUUACUAGAAAAUCUUGUAUGACUCGAGUGAUGAUUGACGACAUGUCGUCGUUCCAUUUAGCAGAUUCAGAAUUCUUCAUCGCCUCCUCCCCGCAUCGAGGCUCGCUAUGCAGAGCACAGUUUAUUACGUCCUGAUUAGGACAGUAUUCCUAUUGGCUAUUUCAACUCGGAAUUAUCUAGUUUCCAUACUGCUCGACCUAAUAGUCAUAAAUAAGCAUGAUUAAUAGUCAUAAAUUAGUAUGAUUAAUUAUUUCAAGUAAAGGGUUAGGUUUAGGUUUAGGGUUAGGUUUAGGGUAAACUAAGUACGUCAUCAGGUCGAGCAGUAUGGAAACUAGACAGCUCCUUCCAACUCGCUCUUGACAGCAAUAAAUCAAAUUUACAUAUAUCAUACCAACACACACCCUAUUCCGUCAGUUUUUUACAGAAAAGACAGAGCGUUUUUUGAGGAUAGGGACAAUAUGUAGGAAGGGCUUGGGAGGGUGCACAGCGACCUCGAUGCUACGAGAAGGCUCGAAGAACUCAAAUCGGAGUUCACCGUCGCCGAGUCUCCUCCAAUUAGGAUUCCAUCCAUAUAAAACUGAAAAAACCGCUAUUUGUAAACAGAAGGAGUUCGUUCUCAACCUUCGCAACAUUUUCAAUAGGCAAGGGGCACUGAUUGGGCAACCUUAACAGUCAUGUGCUCCCGUUUCUGAUUGGCCUAUUUCGAUCCACCACUUAGUAUAUAUAUAUUCCCUAGCUUAAGUUUAAUCGACCAUUACUUUGAAGUUUAAUGCUUUGAAUUGUGCCAGGCGAAAGGUUUUGUAUGUUUUCAAAUGUAUACAUUCUUUAAAGGCUUUUUUUAAAGAUAAUCACCACUGUGAAAUCCAACAGGCCUAUUACAUUAUCUUCUCAAGUAUUUUCUAUUUUCGAAAUUUGCUGUUUGUUUCAAAUGUAAGUUAGAAUAAUGAAGCACUUAGUACAUUACACAAAAUUAGAUACAUCACGCUCACCACAAUUCUUAGAAAUUAUUUGUUUUAAAUUACAAGAGCUGUUAUAAAUGUAAUGAUUUGAUAGAUAUUGUAUGGAAUUAAUGAACAUGGAGUUUAAAAGGCUAUCAGAUGAAUAUAAUAUGAAAUGUGCAAGAUGCAUA